AGAGAGCGAGAGAGAGAGAGAGCGCGAGAGACAGAGAGAGAGAGAGAGAGAGAGAGAGCGAGAGAGAGAGAGUGUUUUGUAUCAUCACUAAAGCUCGCACGCAGGGCGGUGCGCCAAAUUGAUAGCGUCCACACUCUCCUUAUUUCUCUUAUCCCCUUCCUUAACCUCGCGCUAAAAUUAACCCAGCGCACAAAAUAGAGAGAGAGAGAGAGACAGAGACAGAGAGAGAGAGAGAGAGAGAGACACAGAGAGAGGGAGAAAAGGAGAGAAAAAGAAAGAAAAAGAGGGAGAGAGAGAGAGAUUGAAGAGGAGGAUGGCGAGAUCUUACCGGUGAUCGCGGGGGAGGGGGACGGAUGCGGGGGAGGAGCUGAUCCGCGGCGGAAUGGAGUUCGAGGAGCACGACGAGGCGGAGGAAGAAGAAGAAGAAGAGGAGGAGGAAGAAGAAGAAGAAGAAGAAGAGGAGGAGGAGGAGGAGGAGGAAGAAGAAGAGGGGGAGAUGGAGGUGGCCGCGGCGGGGUCGAGCUACGAGGGCCCGAGCGGGGCGGGGAAUUCGCGGAGAGAAGAUCAGGGCGGAGGAGCGGCGUCGGGGAGGGGCGGUGGGGGAGCGGAGGGGGGUCCGGGGGGGUCGAGUAUUAUUAUUAACCGGAAGAUGACGGGCGCAGGGGGUGGGGGAGGGAGGUAUCGGGAGUGCUUGAAGAACCACGCGGUGGGGAUCGGGGGCCACGCGGUGGACGGGUGCGGGGAGUUCAUGGCGGCGGGGGAGGAGGGCACGCUCGACGCCCUCCGCUGCGCGGCCUGCAGCUGCCACCGCAACUUCCACCGCAAGGAGUCCCCCGACUCCGCCGCCGCCAUCACCGACGCCGCACUGCCGACGGCCGCUGCCGCCGCCUUACAGUACCAGUACCACCACCACCAACAGUUCUCGCCCUACUACCGCACCCCGGCCGGCUACCUCCACCAGCCGCCUCCGCACCUGCAGAUCUCCGCCUCCGCCGCCGGGCAGCAGCACCGCGCGCCCCCUCCUCCGCCGGCGCUGGCGCUGCCGUCGACGUCUGGCGGCGGCAGGGAGGAGGGGGAGGACGUGUCGAACCCGGCGAUGAUGAUGAUGAUGAUGAUGGGGGGCGGGGGAGCGGGGGCGGGUGCGGGUGCGGCGUCGGGUUCGGGCGGGGGGGCGUCCGGGAAGAAGAGGUUCCGGACCAAGUUCACGCAGGAGCAGAAGGACAAGAUGCUGGCGUUCGCCGAGCGGGUCGGAUGGCGGCUGCAGAAGCACGACGAGGCGGCCGUGCAGCAGUUCUGCACCGACGCCUGCAUCAAGCGCCACGUCCUCAAGGUCUGGAUGCACAACAACAAGCACACCCUCGGUAAGAAACCCUAAUUCAUUAACCACCCUCCCUCCGGCCCGCUACAAACCAAUUAAAUGCCCUUCCCUGGCCUCUCUCUCUCUCUCUCUCUCUCUCUCUCUCUAUUAUUAUUAUUAUUAUUAUUAUAUAUGGGAGGAGGGCGGGGGUCUAGCAUGUUUUUUAUUUCUAUUUUUAUUUUUAUUUUUAUUUUAUUUUCCCUUUUUCUCUUUUUCUUUUGUGAUGUUGUAGUUCUUUUGUUAGGGAGUAGCUAGCUAGCUAGCUAGGGAUCAGGUUGGAUUUUGUGUUAUGUGAUGUUGUAAUGGAUAUGCUGGUUGGAAGGAGGUUGGCCAUUUGGUAAUUAAUGUGCCACUGAGUUGUUCUGGCUAACUGCAUUGUUCGUUUCUUUCCUUUUGUUUUGAUUCGACACAGAGAGAGAGAGAGAGAGAGAGAGAGAUCUAGAGAGAGGGUGAAGGGAAUAAAUUUACUACGAACCUAGUUCAUGUGAGAAGGGAGAAUCAAAGAGACAUGGAGUGGUAGGGAUAAGAGUCCUUUGUGGCACUGUUAUAUUCGCCUCUUCCAUCCCCUCUCUCUAUCUCUCUCCCUCUCUUUUGUGUUGUAGAGCUUCUCUUCUCAAACUUUCGUCAUCAUGCUAUUCUCUUCUCUUCUCUUCUCUAACAAGCAUUUGUAGUGUUUUGGUGCAUCUUGUAUGCAUGUUGUAUGUUCUUAAUUUAUUGGUGCCCACCCUUUGUUCUACAACAACAAAUGCUUAAUUUCUAGUUU
Molecule: messenger RNA, 2120 nt
Organism: Ananas comosus (pineapple)
Lineage: Eukaryota; Viridiplantae; Streptophyta; Magnoliopsida; Poales; Bromeliaceae
Product: zinc-finger homeodomain protein 2-like
Exons: 1
Coding region: 383-1375 (330 amino acids)
Biological process (GO): regulation of DNA-templated transcription; regulation of developmental process
Cellular component (GO): nucleus
Molecular function (GO): DNA-binding transcription factor activity; transcription cis-regulatory region binding
Source: RefSeq, a predicted model, not a curated record